This is a messenger RNA of Glycine soja, 414 nucleotides long. Its product is annotated as metalloendoproteinase 2-MMP-like. The transcript is spliced from 2 exons. Gene Ontology annotation, cellular component: extracellular matrix. NCBI's taxonomy places the organism in Eukaryota, Viridiplantae, Streptophyta, Magnoliopsida, Fabales, Fabaceae. The coding region runs from base 1 to 414 and encodes 137 amino acids. Gene Ontology annotation, molecular function: metalloendopeptidase activity; zinc ion binding. Gene Ontology annotation, biological process: extracellular matrix organization; proteolysis; collagen catabolic process. The record is from RefSeq and is a predicted model, not a curated record.
AUGAAAAAGGUUUUCAGAGAUUCCUUCAAGAGGUGGGCGCAGGCCACCACAGGGGUUUUGAGGCUCACGGAGACAACCUACGACAAUGCCGACAUCAAGGUAGGGGGACAUACGCCUCAAAGGUGCCAUUUUAGGUCGCUGCCGAGUGAAAAAGAGAGCCUGUCGUGGGAGAACGGAGUUUUGGACUUGGAGAGUGCGGCGAUGCAUCUUCUAGGGCUUGAUCACUCUAACAAAGAGGACUCUGUUAUGUACCCUAACGUAUUGCCAUGGCAGCAACGAAAGGUGGAGCUCUCGGUUUCUGAUAUGGAAAACAUUCAGCGUCACUACACUAACGGCAUCUCUGGCCACAGUGGGCGUUGGGGAGUGCUUUUAAUCACUAUCUUGUCUCUUGGAUUUGCUUACGAGCUUCUUUAA